This is a messenger RNA of Talaromyces atroroseus, 693 nucleotides long. Its product is annotated as Lactam utilization protein lamB. The transcript has 5 exons. Bases 1 to 693 code for a protein of 230 amino acids. NCBI's taxonomy places the organism in Eukaryota, Fungi, Ascomycota, Eurotiomycetes, Eurotiales, Trichocomaceae. The record is from RefSeq and is a predicted model, not a curated record. Gene Ontology annotation, biological process: carbohydrate metabolic process.
AUGGCAGGCCCGAUCAAACACAAAGCACUCAUCAACGUCGACAUGGGCGAGGGAUAUGGGAAUUGGGUUAUUGGUCCCGAUAAUGAUUUGCUUCCCUUGAUCGAUCAUGCCAAUAUCGCAUGUGGCUUUCAUGCAUCCGAUCCUCUAAUCAUGAUGGAAACAGUCCGCAACUGCAUCAAACACGGCGUCAAAAUCGGUGCGCAUCCCGGUCUUCCCGAUCUCCAAGGCUUUGGACGGCGAGAAAUGAAACUCAGCGCCGACGAGCUCACCGCUAUAACCGUCUACCAAGUGGGUGCGUUGAAGGGGUUCCUGGACCGUGAGGGCGUAGCCCUGCAUCACGUCAAGCCGCACGGCAUGCUAUAUGGGAUGUGCUGCAGAGACUACGAAACCGCCAAGGCAGUCUUCUUGGGCAUUCCAAGGGGGGUACCUGUGUUUGGUCUGGCUGGUACAUGCAUGGAACAGGCUGCUAAAGACUUGGAAAUGGAGUUUAUUGCUGAGUUUUAUGCCGAUGUCAAGUACGACGCGGAUGGAAGGGUGGUGGUAGAACGUAAGAAGGGCGGCUGGAAGACGGAAGAUGUCCGCAGCAGAGUCAUGCAGCAGUUGGAAACAUCCUCGGGUAUAUACUUCCUCAAUGCAAACAACUGCUUAUCACCAGCUGCCAUGCUCAAGAAGAAAGAGUUUGCUAAGCCCUAA